Molecule: messenger RNA, 3485 nt
Organism: Paramormyrops kingsleyae
Lineage: Eukaryota; Metazoa; Chordata; Actinopteri; Osteoglossiformes; Mormyridae
Gene: cnr2
Product: cannabinoid receptor 2
Biological process (GO): G protein-coupled receptor signaling pathway
Cellular component (GO): membrane
Molecular function (GO): cannabinoid receptor activity
Source: RefSeq, a predicted model, not a curated record
GGUUCCUGUUCCUGCAGAAACAUAACGUGCAGUUCCCCGUCUCAGUGGCUGGGUUCCUGCUCCACUCUGCCUCAGUUAUUCUGAGCAACUUUGUGGACGUUAUGAAGACUAUAAAGAUUCUUCUUCUUUACAGAGAAAAGGAGGAAGUUCUCUUCUGAUCUACUUUAAAGCAACUACAGCCAUGUCUUUUAAAACUUAAUUCCUCUCCUUUUGCAGUUCAACGGAAAAACAUCUCUGCUAAUGUUGUUUCUGGUUAGCGCCAACACGGACAGCAAAGGGACAGGUUAUCUGAUCAAUAAAUAUCAAUGUAAAUAAAGGAACCUGCUACUGAUUUAGCAUGCCGUCUUUAUGAAGAUACUAGGUGCGCACAGCUGUGCAAAGUAACUCGCAAUACAGUUUCGUAACUGUCAUAUGCUCAUCAUCUGUUUAAGCGGUGCACUGGCGAGGCUGUCGUUAUUGUGUGCUGUCAUACUUGCAGACAUUGUUCGAAUAAAUUCAAAUACCAGACCAACUGGCGCCAUCCCAGCAUCGCCGAAGAAACUGGGCGAAGUGCACAGCUGCUUCUGAAUCCAAAGGAGAAUAACCCACAUUUCCACACCACUUGCACCACCCCUCUCCGGGAGCAUUUGGGGGGCGGGCUUGCAGUAUGAAAGAGCAACACAUUCGCAGCCCGAAUUAGGACACAGUUGGACACAGCUGACUGGUUUCCAUCACUCCGCGCUUGUCCACUGUGCUUCUGUGUCCUUAUCCUCAUGAAUACAGUGCAAAGCGAGCCCCGAAGGUUCGAGAGAAAGCAGGGCUUACUGUGGGGUUGUCGGAGAAUAAGAGCUGCCCGAUCUGCGAUGUGGGACAUGCCAGGUGAUGCACGUCCCGAAAGGCUUAUAAGGAACAACUGAACUUAAGAGCAUCUUCAGCUGUGCCUCAUGUAGGUGUGAGCGUGUGGGGAGAGAUGGCUGGGACUGUCACGCCUUGUAAUAACAACUCGCGGGUAAACUGCUCAGAUCUGGAGUGUUACAUGGUGCUGACAGACGUGGAGAAGAGCGCCAUCGGCUUCAUAUGCAGUCUGGCGGGGCCCGUCACCUUCAUGGAGAACGUGCUGGUGCUGGCACUGAUCUGCGCCUCCCCGGCGCUGCGCCGCCGUCCCUCCUUCGUCUUCAUCAGCAGCCUGGCCCUUGCCGACGUCUUCGCCAGCUGCUUCUUCACCAUCAGCUUCCUGGAUUUCCACCUGCACCUCCGGCGGGACGGCCCCCACGCCUACCUUUUCAAGUUGGGCGGGGUCACCCUGGCCUUCACCGGCUCCGUGGGCAGCCUCCUGCUCACCGCGCUGGACCGCUACAUCUGCAUCCACCGGGCCUCCCAGUACAAGAGCCUGGUGACCCGCCGCCGAGCCCUUGCCAGUUUGGGGGCCCUCUGGGUCAUCACCACCCUGGUGGCCUUCCUGCCCCUCCUGGGUUGGUCCUGCCCCACUGGGCUGGACCCCCCCUGCUCCCUCCUUUUCCCCUACAUUGACAGCUACUACCUGGCCUGCUGGACAGGCUUCAUCCUGGUGGCACUGGCGCUCAUCCUGGGUGCCUACGGGCUGGUCCUCUGGCGGGCACACCAGCACGAGGCCGCCAUGGUGGGCCUUCAGAGCAGCGCGGGCGGCCAGGCACGCAUGCGCAUGGACAUCCGACUGGCGCGCACCCUGGGCCUCAUCCUGCUCAUCCUGGCCGUGUGCUGGCUGCCCGUGCUCUCCUUCAUGCUGGUGGACGUCUCCACCACGCUCACCAGGGUGCACCAGCGUGCCUUCGCCUUCUGCAGCACGCUGUGCCUGGUGAACUCCGCCGUGAACCCGCUGCUGUAUGCGCUGCGCUGCCGCGAGAUGCGGGGAGCCUUGAUGCGGGUAUUGCGCCGGGGCCGGCGGGUCGCCCGCAGGUGCAUCUCUGGGGGGUCCACGGAGGCCGGCGGCCAAAGCGGGGGCGGGGUCAGCGGCAGCAGCGACAACCUGGCGUCCGAGGCGGAGGGCGGGACAUUCACGUGCUCUGUCGUGAAUUCGAUGGCCGAAAGGGUGGAAAAACAGCAGAUGGAGGUCCUCAGGAAGUGAGCCAGGCCAUGAUGGGGAACACUGGGGAAUGAGGAGAGGAGAGGCCAUCAGCUCCGGGACAAAUGGAAAAGACUCAGGCACGCUUUGUGUGUUUAUCUCGGGGCCAUGUGAUCAGCGCAGUGUUUUUACAGUUUCGUGUUUCUGGUCAGCAUAUAAAAUAUAUUAAAUGCUCCUAAAAUAUUGUCACAUUAAUCAAAUGAGUGCAUUUCCAUGACUUUAUGUCAGUUUGAAUGUAAUUUAAAAAGUGUUUGUUUCUAUUUAUUACAACCACAGAAUUUUGGACGUUUAUUGUGUUUUUCUUACAUUUCUGACGCGACAAAGUAUCUUAAGAGUAAAUAGUUUAACUGUAAAAUGGCUUAUUGGUAAUGGUAACACUUGUGUUAUUGUUUAAACUUCCAUAUUGUAUUCCGUAUGUUGUGUGCAGUGGGUGUUUAUAUAUGAGGUGACGUUCCCAAUAUAGGAUCCUUGAAAUAACCUAAAUAAAAUCUUCUGAAAAAAGAAUUAACUGCAAAGAAACAUUCAAGGUGAAGGUGACGCUGAACGACUUGAGCGGAGCAAAAAACACUUGAUGUUUCUGCGAUGUUUAGAGGAAAGAUUUGGGACUCUGCUAUUUCAUAAUUGACCUUCCGAGGUAAUCGUGCAGCGCUGUUGUGACAGGUUUUGUCAAGUCACUACACUUUUCAUCACUGCGUCUUGUGCAGAAGGCAGGCUUCUUGUGACCAUUACUGUGCCUCAGGUGAAUGGUGUCAACAGUGAACCCUUGGUUCAUGAGAGAGGCCGCGUGUGCUUCUGUAGUGUGUGCUGUAGUCUGUUUUUACGUCCAGAUGGGUCCUUCCAUCAUGGGGAGAAUGUGCACAUCAUGUGACCAGAGAGAGAGUGUAAAACGGUGAUGAAUGACCCACAGCUGCAGCUAAAGUUUUCUCUGCUUAGUUCUAACACAGAGUUACGUAAAGGCUAUUACAUGGACUGGGGGGCUGGGUUGGGUUUAUGCAGUGCAUGAUGCAUUUUUACUAUAGAAAAUACUACAUACACCAUAAUUGCAUCGCGUUUCCCAAGAGAAUUUCUCACAAGCUGUAACAACAGAAAUUAAAUUAUCCUUUAUUUGGCAUUUGCAGAAGUGUGAGUACUGGUGCACUGGUGGGCUUCGCUCUGCUGCCCUAUCUUGCUAUCCAUGAGGAUAACAGGCAGGUGAGAGCCUGGGGGUGCACGAUCAGCCAGUGUGCAGUGGCAUGAAAGUGGCAGUGACGGGUGACUUUGUGAUCACAGGCACAAAAGGCUUAGCCUGCUGAGCCAUUCACUGCCCCCUUUCACAUCGCACUGGAAAUGCAACAGUGGGUACCAGUUGUACCAAUUGUCAUUUGGUGUUUAAUAAAUGUGACAAAAAUAAAAUGGCUUCAAAGGA